AUGUUUGGUGUUAGUGUCGACAAACUCAACCAGACUUAUGUUGUUGAUGACAUUCCAAUGUUCGUAACAGAUGCAGGGACGUAUGUGAUGGCGCACAUUGUGGAGGGAAUAUUCAGAAUUCCAGGAGAGAGAAAAUUGGCUGAUGCAAUGGUGAAAAUGAUUGAAAAGAGAGCCGACUUUUUGACGUUGGUCAAAAAUCCAAAUACAGAUGUGCACGCAGUUGCCACCAUACUUCUCAUGUUUAUUAGAGAACUACCAGAGCCACUGAUUACAUUCAACAUGUACAGUAUGUUCAUCGACACUGCUCGCACGUUCGAAGCUGACCACGAAACAAAGGCUUCUGCAAUUCGAGUAGCGAUACAAUCGUUCCACGCACACGUAUCAUCUCUCCCACCUCGAAACAAGAAACUCUUGGCGUUUUACAUGAACAUGUUCUACGAGUUUUGCACGAUGAGCAACAUUCACAAAAUGGAACCAAACAACGUCGCUGUCUGUAUAGCUCCAACAUUGCUUCGGCCGGAGGAAGAGACUUGGGAAUCGGCCAUGUCAACGAUCAAGUUGCAAACUCUCGUGUGCACAUUUUUGAUCAAAUACUACCCUUUAAUAUUUAGAGACACGUGCGAGAAUAACGGUCUUCUCUACCCACAACUCCAAACUUUUUCUAUGAAACAAACAGAGGAGGCUUUAAAGAAUUUGACAAAGUCGAUGAAAAAGCCGGAAACCCAAGUGAGAAGAAGAGUCCGAAAGACAAUUUGGGAGGAUGUCACAAACGUUUUGAAAGAGGACGAAAAGGUGAACAAACAACGAAGGUUCAAGCUUAAACAAAACGGUUUCAUGUCUCAAACGCUGUGUUUGGGCACAACAGAAGUUGAGGAGGAAAAAGAGGAAGUGAGAAAGAGGCCUAAAAGUGACAGUUUCGCGAUGACACUCAAAUUCAUUGACGACAACCAAACCCAACUUCCCCAAAUUAAUGACGAAAUUCUGAAGAUGCACACAAAGAAAACGAAGAGUAGAGACAGCGUGAAGAAAAAAAUUCCAACAUCGUUUUCUAUCCCAAAGAAAAAGACGGAGACAGAGGAUUAA
Messenger RNA from Entamoeba invadens IP1, 1083 nucleotides. Its product is annotated as Rho GTPase-activating protein, putative. The record is from RefSeq and is a predicted model, not a curated record. Lineage: Eukaryota; Evosea; Mastigamoebida; Endamoebidae. The coding region runs from base 1 to 1083 and encodes 360 amino acids. The transcript is spliced from 2 exons. Gene Ontology annotation, molecular function: GTPase activator activity. Gene Ontology annotation, biological process: activation of GTPase activity; signal transduction.